Molecule: messenger RNA, 2447 nt
Organism: Cydia strobilella
Lineage: Eukaryota; Metazoa; Arthropoda; Insecta; Lepidoptera; Tortricidae
Exons: 11
Coding region: 304-1698 (464 amino acids)
Source: RefSeq, a predicted model, not a curated record
CGCUCGAGUCGCCAGGCGACGGGUGGUUGUUGGAUCGCUAUACGAACUCGCGCUAAAAACUACUUAUAAACAAUUUAAUUUUGCAAAUUUGACCGCAAUAUCCGAACGCGCGUUCUACAUUUGAAUCUCAUUUUCGCGGUCACCGGUGACAUUCGGCCGUGUGUCAAAUUUUGUGAACGUUAUGUAGUUUUGGAAAAUCGCGCGUAUUUAUUUACUUAUUUUGAAGGACUGUUUACAAUUAUUUGUGACUUUUGAGUGGUGAUUUUAAUUAGUUGUUUAUUUUGUGUGCUGGAGUCUACGAAAAUGGAGAAAGGCGGUUCGAAAUUAAUGCAGAUGCAGGCGCGGUUCCAACAGAAGCAAAUGCAAGAGCGAGAACUGAAAAUAGCUUCACUGUACGAGGCACAGCAGGCACGUGCGCUUACUCGCGUGCGUCACUCGCCCAGCGAGAGUCUCGUGCGGCGAUCGCCGAGCGAGAGUCUAUCCAGCCCGCCACAGCCACCUGUAACACAUCAGCCUGGCAAGGUCCGUCAAAUGUUCGAGGAGCGUCGAACCAAAGGCAUCGACAAGAGCUACCCCCUCCAACCAAUUCAGAACACAGAGCGCUCGCGCAAACCCCUUCCCAACGGGUUCGCCAAAGUGUCCAGUACCAGGGCCCAGAACGGGACGGAGCGGACGGAGCACAGGCAGAAUGGGACGAAGACGAGCAGUCGGGUGUCAGAAAAGAAGAGUGUGGCGCAUACGAGCAUCAGCUCGCAGAGUAUGAAGAAACAUCAUGUAAAGACAGAAGAGGUCAUAGACAGAUCAGGGGACCUCAACCACAACCAUCAGCCAGACCUGAAUGCUGUGAAGGAAGCUCUGAUAAGCAAUGGACUGGUACACGAAGUGGACGAAUUAGACGGGGACGGCAACAUGCUAGAGGACGAGACAUUUCCCGAGACGCUGGCACCGGUCACUCCGCGCGACGAGCCACCCGCCCGGCCUCCUAGAAGGAGUCCGAUGACAAAAACAACCCCCUCCACCACCACCAAACCAAAACCGGCUGCCGCGCCCGCCGCUCCACCCAGAAGAACCCCCAGUGGAAAUGCAUCGGAGAGCAAGAGCCAGGGCUCAAUGGCAAAUAGAGGUCCAAAACCAGCCACUGUAGGAAGUAGUACAAUAAAAAGCACGCCGAGGAGUUCUUUGCAAGUGAAACGCGUGCCAGCGGCGCAGUCUUCGACGGGCGCCGGCGUGCCAUGCAGCGUGUGCGGCCGCCGCUUCGCCGAGGACCGCCUCGCCAAGCAUGAGGACAUCUGCCGCAGGGCGCAAACCAAGAAGAGGAAACCUUUCGAUGCACUUAAGCAUAGACUCGCGGGCACGGAAGCGGAGCCGUUCAUAAGCAAACUGCGCAAGAGCAAUACGAGCAACGCUGCGCCCGCCAAGCCCAAGCCGUUGAACAGUAGCUGGAGGAAGAAGCACGAAGAGUUUAUCCAGGCCAUCCGAGCUGCCAAGCAGGUUCAGCAACAUCUAGCUGCUGGAGGCAAACUAAGCGAUCUCCCGCCACCCCCGCCUUCAGAGAACCCCGACUACGUGCAGUGCCCGCACUGCAGCCGCCGCUUCAACCAGGCUGCGGCCGAACGCCACAUCCCCAAGUGUGCCUCCUUCCAGUUCAACAAACCCAAGCCCGGCCAGGGCAAGCCCAGCAACUCCAAGCGCCGGUAACACAGCCGGGGAACUUAGGAUACUGCUCACUAUGGAACUUAUGGGCGGUGAUUUCAAACCGCGUGUUUAUAAACGAGAUAAUCCUUCUAACUUUGGAUAAGCCAGUUUCAACGGGUCCAAAACAGGACAGAUCCUAACAAGUUUACCUAAUUACCGACGAAGACUCUUAGACAUUUAUUGUCGCAAAUUGCUGUUCACUUUCUAACAAAGAAUUAACAACAAAUAAUUAGUAUUUUGUAUGUUUAGCUUGCUAGUUCCUAAAGGACAUUCGAUCUCAAGCACAAUGUCACCUAUUCCAGAAAGAUAACGAUUUAUUAACGAAUUAUAUUUUUACUUUUACAAGAUUUUGCGUAUACUCCAGUAUUGGAUUAAAACAACCAGGUUUUUUCACUUUUUACCAUUAAUUCAGAACAAAUACCUGUUAACCUAACAUGUCUUUACAAAACCGGGCAUGAAAACUUAAAAUAUUAGGGACCAAUUUAGAUAUUUAAAAUUCAUAAUUAUUAUUUUUGCCAUACGAAUAUUGGGACCUAAUAUUUAAGAGGAAUUCUUAAAAUCUCGACGAUUAUUUUUAGCUAUUAACGUAAUGUUAACAGUGAGAUUUUUAUAAUAAAUAUUUUUUGGCCUUGACACAGUCAGUGCUGUGAUGGGACAAAAUGUAAUUGUUCAAAAUGAGUUAGUACCUACGUGAAAAUUUUGCUUUUUUGAUGUUAACAUACUGUUAGACCCAUUAAAAUAUACUUUAUUAA